Cotesia glomerata is the source of this 4748-nucleotide messenger RNA. It is a transcript of the gene ASPP, whose product is annotated as apoptosis-stimulating of p53 protein 2. Gene Ontology annotation, molecular function: p53 binding. The coding region runs from base 904 to 4542 and encodes 1212 amino acids. The transcript has 11 exons. Gene Ontology annotation, biological process: regulation of apoptotic process. The record is from RefSeq and is a predicted model, not a curated record. NCBI's taxonomy places the organism in Eukaryota, Metazoa, Arthropoda, Insecta, Hymenoptera, Braconidae. Gene Ontology annotation, cellular component: nucleus.
GUUGCGCUGCUUCAGUUCAACUUACCUCGGCUCCACGAACGGCCGGCGGACAUUUUGUACGCGAGUGCCCGCGUUUGGAAAAAACCCCGAAGUCUUAUCCAAUCUUUUGGGAAUCCCCGAUUUUUUGGAGUCAAUUUUCCAUUUUUGAAGUUCAAUUUUAUAAUUGUAUUUUUUGAAAUUAAAAUUUUGGAAUUUUAUUGAAUUUAAAGACAAAUUAUCGAUCGUUUGUUGCUAAUAUUUGUUGCAACUCUGAAUUGUAAAGCUUGUGUUGGUUUUUUGAACUCCUGACCGUUGGUCUGGAUACCCGUUUCGCGGAUGCUGGAAUCUCUUAAGCGCCUGCGCUCUUUAAGCAUUUUUAAAUAAACGAAAACCGCUGGACCGGCUGAAGACUGUGCAAUCUGUAUAUAUCUGUCGGGAUAUAUAAUAUAUAAUAUAUGUGUGUAUGUAUGUUGUAACCGUUUUCUCCGAUUGGCGAUCUUGCUUCUUGCUUCUUCAGCUUGCUCAUCUUCAGUUCCUCUUCUUCAGUCUUCAGUCUUUAGUCUUUACUCUUCGGUCCUCGCAAUUUUAAAUUGCUCCAAUGGCGCUUUUCAGAUUUAAUGUUAAUGUGUUUAAUGGUUAAAUUUAGUUGGACCCCUGCGACACUGAUUUAAUUAACCGAGGAAUUUUAUUUUUAUACUUGGUGAAUAUUUUGUGAUUUUGUGGUUUUUUUUUAUAAUUAUUUUAAUUGCUGUUUUGUGGUUGGUAUUUUUGUUGUUUGGUGAUUUAUGUUCAGUGCACGGUGAUUGCUUGUUAACAUAUUAGUGUGUCACGGUGGUUUAUUGAUUAUAAAAUCUGGAUUAUACGGGGGAGUCGGCUUUCAAUUUGUUGGUUCAUAGCAAAGGACCACACACAGAACGAGAUGGUAUGAGAGAAGGCGCCGGCAGCGUUGCCGAGGUGUUACCAGUGGGCGGAGGAGGGGCCGUGCUGGUGCUCAGCGAACUCGAGAGUAUGGCAUCAAGACAGCAGCGGGAGAUUGCCCAACAGAGACGACUCCUCGAGCAACGUGAAGCUCGGCUUGCCCUGCUAAGAGGCGCUCAGGAACCAGCACAGCAAGAGAGACUGGCGAGGUUGAGGCAUCGACUCGAUCAACAACAGAGCAAACUCAAUAGGCUAAGGUUACUCAGAUCACAAACAGAUCAGUCGCGAGCCAAUAAUGCCACCCUAACCUCCGACCUAGACUGCAUAAGAGCCCUGUUCAAUGAAAAAGAAAAAGAAUUAUCGCUGGCUGUCGCUAAGGUUGAGGAGCUGACACGACAACUCGAGGAGUUGCGUGGUCGACACAACGGAAAUGCUGCUGGAAGUGCCGUCGGGGGGCAAGUACCGUCUACUGCUAGUGCUGAGCUUGAAAAACUGCGUCGAGAGCUUAUGUUUCGCAACAAAAUGAACGAACAACAAAACCAAGUAGUGUCCCAGCAAAGAUUAGUCCUGGCGCAGCGUCAAGCAGAAAUGGUAUCAAUAGACGCGCGAAUAGCUCAACUGCAAGGUAGAUUGCAACGUAAACGCGCAUUAAACCAGCGAUUGCUAACCCAACAACAAAUAGCAAACAAUCAUCAUCAAAUGAGCUCUGCUUCGACAAUAACUACGAGUUCUACCAGCACCACAAUGACGCCCUGUCUCAUCGACCAGUCGAACAAACAUCAUCAAGACUUCAUUACGACCUCCACUAAUAUCAAUAACAACAACAAUAAUAACAAUAAUAACAACAACAAUAAUAAUAAUAACAACAUCAAUAAUUACAAUAAUAACAAUAAUAACAAAUUGCGACCCGCGGGCAAUAUCGCGGCGAUUGAGCCCUACAGCCAUAUUCCGAACAAUGACAACAAUGAGAACAAUUUUAACAUUAACAAGAACGACCCCAAGUAUCAGACGCUGCCGUACAACACUAAAUUCACCGUUAAUCUCAAGCCUAUAGAUGAUGAUGUUAAUAAAAAUAAUAGCAACAAAAUUCAACAUAGUCAGAGCGCGUCGCAAAUUGGACAACGGGCAACUUUACAGCAGUUAGAGCAGCAAAUUGCACACAGUCAAUCACAGUCACACAUUCAAGGUCAAUCUCAACUAUUAGGAAUAAAUCAGCCUUCAGUACAACUCCAGCAAUUAUCUCCACCGCAGCACACAGCUGCUCAAACUUUUGCCACCCAACCAUCAAACUUUAUCUCGCACUUAACCACCAGCAACAAUAACAGCCCGGCAAUCACCACAACCACCCCCAAUAACAAUAACAAUAACAACAACUUAAACAACAUCGUGAUACCUCCCACGAGCAAUCAAAGCAGCGAAAAUCAAAACCUAGUAAGUUCCCGGCCGCUCGCCCACCAGAAGCAGGUUCCCACUUCAAUUCCGGAAAAAUCCUCGGUUCCUCAAUCGCACAAUCACCGAAGCCUAGCGACCCACGCAAAGCCAGUGUCCAGCGUAGCACCGAGUUUCCCAGUAAAAUCUCCAAUAUAUCAAACAUCCUCAACAAAGAUCCACCCGGUGAUGCCGCAGACAUUAAGUUUGAUUGGUCGCGGUCACCCUGGACCGCAAAUCCAAAGCUACAACGAGCGAUCUAUCGUCCAGCCUACAAGUGUAAAUUCCAACAGCCCAAAUCCAAAUUCAAAUGCUUCAACGACCGCUGUAGAAGCGACGACGGUCACUACGACGACUUACCCGAGGCAUACCUUCACUUCGAGCAACUUUGUGAAAAAUCCGCUCAACAAUUUCCCCCAGGCGUCGCUCAGCAACUUGGGAAGCGCUAACUUUCCAGGAUUUCCUGCUCCGAUGAGCUACAACCCAACCACUACGGCCAAUCCUCCCCCCGCGGCUCCAGGAAUCACUUCCGAGGCGAAAUUAGAGAAAAAACUGGGCGUCAGUUCGACAACCGGCCCGGCAAAUUCUAACGAAGAGACUAGGUUCGAAAACGGGUCGAUACAGACUCAUCAGUUCGCGACGAAGGGCCACGAAGGACACGAUAAUUUAAUCAGGUCUAAAUACGAGCACUCACAGUACAAAUACGAGCCCGCUAAUUUACAGUUUAAGCAGCAGGAGCUUAACAAGUACUCGGAACCGGCUAACGCAAAGGAACAUCCCGUUCCAGUCACCAAGUUCGAGAUCAAGCACGAUCAUUCUGCGAAAUUGGAACCCCCCGCAAAGGUCCCGGAUAAGUUGUACGAGUACGAGCGGGCUAAGCCGGACAAUGAAAGGAAAACCGGGACUCUGAUUGAGAACAAAUGUGAGGACAAGAUGAAACCCGCGCUACCGCCUAAACCCAUUAAGCCUAAUCCACCCCCCAGGUUGAACAGCCAGGAUAAGCCUGAAGGUGGUGAUACGAUAGUCUCCGAGGGAGUUAAGUCGCCCGCUGUAUUCACUAGGAGCGACAAAGAAGAGGAAAUACCGCCAAUUCCAACGAGCGAGCCUCCACCAGAUUCUCCAAACGAAGUUCCAACAAUCGGGAACCACCCGAUAAUAAAAGCGCGUCCACUGACACUGAAAAAAGUAUUACUAUCAGAGCAGCCUCGCCUGCGCUAUUCAAAAUCAAACGUCCAUGUGUCAAUAAACCGACGCAUUGAAAUGCCGCCGGCAUUUUUGUUCCCUGAAACUGAGAUACCAGCAGAUCUUAUGCAAACGGAACAGCAACAACAGCCGGUGGUAUCCAGUGACGUUAUUGAUCACACCAGCCUCAAAGCACCGGCGUUGACUGAUGACGAGGUUCCGUGUAACGAGAAGCUCGAGGACUCGGAUAUCGUUGAGGCCUUGAAUGUAAUUAAUAUCGAGGAUAAAUUGAAGAAGGAUGGGACCGGUCAGGAUCGGAAAGCCGAAACCGACAGUGCCGAUGCCAAGGCUGAGGUGAUUAGGCGCAAAAAGGGAAAUUUAAAGUCGACAACUGGGAAAGCUAAUAUGUCCAGGAGGGUUUCAUUUGAUCCCUUGGCCCUUCUGCUCGACGCCAGUCUCGAAGGCGAGCUUGAGCUCGUCAAAAAAACCGCUCAGGAAGUUCCUAAUCCUAGUUCCGCUAAUGACGAAGGCAUCACUGCGCUUCAUAAUGCCAUUUGCGCGGGGCAUUUUGAUAUUGUUAAGUUCUUGGUGGAAUUCGGGUGCGAUGUCAAUGCUCAGGAUAGCGAUGGAUGGACACCGUUACACUGCGCCGCGAGCUGUAACAAUCUGGGGAUGGUAAAAUUUCUUGUUGAACACGGAGCGUGUAUUUUUGCAACAACUUGGUCUGACCACGAAACCGCUGCCGAGAAGUGCGAAGAGGACGAAGAAGGUUUCGACGGUUGUUCUGAGUAUUUGUACAGUGUUCAGGAGAAAUUGGGCAUUAUGAACAAUGGACAAGUAUACGCGGUGUUCGAGUACGAAGCGCAGCACAACGAUGAGUUAUCGCUUAAAUUUGGCGAUCAGUUGGAAAUAAUUAGGAAGGGAGAUGAUAAUGAACGCGAGUGGUGGUGGAGUAGGCUAGGACAUCGCGAGGGAUAUGUUCCACGCAAUUUCUUAGGGCUGUUCCCAAGAGUACUACCAAGCAAAUCCGAAUAACAAAAGGAGAAGUUGGAGGUGGAGGCGGAAGAAAUAGAUGAAGAAAUGAUUGAGAUUUUCGUGUGAAGAUACGAAAUACGGAAGAACAUUUAUCAACACAGUAUUCAAUUUGCAGCUUUAUCUUUUUAGAUAUUUUAAUAGUGUAUUUAAAUGUUGCAAAUUAUUAUUAUUUUAUAGCGUCCUCAUAAGUUUUAAUUUUUCACUUA